Messenger RNA from Heterostelium album PN500, 972 nucleotides. RefSeq lists its product as uncharacterized. The coding region runs from base 1 to 972 and encodes 323 amino acids. The transcript has 3 exons. NCBI's taxonomy places the organism in Eukaryota, Evosea, Eumycetozoa, Acytosteliales, Acytosteliaceae. The record is from RefSeq and is a predicted model, not a curated record.
AUGUCGACCAGGUGGAAAGUCGACUUGGCAACAGUCUCCAAACAAUUUCACAGGAUUUGUUCGACGAUCAUGUCAAACUAUCCAAUCAAAUCAUUGAAGAUCUUCAAUGAGAUGACUCACAUUGGUUCGCAAUACUGUCUGUUCAAGAAUCCACCACUUCAUUUGGUGGAUGAUCAAAUUGUCUUUAUUCCCAACUACCUUCUUACCGCCUGCAUUGAGAAUCUUCAAUCGCUCACUCAAACAUUCUCUGUUAUCGCAUCGCCAAACUACACGAUUCACCUCCUCAACGCCAAGAAUCUCAGACACAUAACUUUCCGUGGUCGACUACAAAUGAACGAAUACUACCCAGACAACAAUACAAUGGAAUCGAUUGUAUUCAAAGUUAAAGGAGGUUUACAUCAACAUCAAGUAUGCGUUUCAAUAUUGAAUCAAUUUAAGCAGUGUAAUCCGAACAUCGAUGUUAAGAUAUCACUCGGUGAUUUGGCUCCUGAGCCAACUAAUGGAAACCUCACUGUUAUCCCAUGGUCUGCCAGUGAUCUUUCAUUAGUAACCGAUUUGAAACUCAACUUGUACGCAUCCAAGGAGCAACCAGGUCUGCAAAACAUCAGACAGCUUUCAAAGCUCAACAAAAUCGUUCUCAAAUUCGAUGGCUUUGAAAAGGAUAGAGAUCUUAUUGCACUUCAACCAGAGAUUCAACAACUUCUCAAUCAAGGAACCGUCAGAACCGUUAGUUUCCACAUGGAACUUGGUGAUUCGACGGCUUCAGGAAACCAAAAUCACUCUGCUACUAUCCAGUCGACUGGCAACAUCAAUAGUCUGUCUCACCUCAAUUCAAAGCUUGAGCAACUGUUUGAUUUGAUAAGGGAUCACAACGAUACCGUUCAUUGCCUGAAGUUGAAAGUGGUGCUUAAUAACUACAAAGAUCUUCACUUGCUAAAGGAUAAUAUACAUUGUAAAAGUAGGAUAUUCUAA